Ziziphus jujuba (common jujube) is the source of this 3488-nucleotide messenger RNA. RefSeq names its product receptor-like protein kinase FERONIA. Gene Ontology annotation, molecular function: transmembrane receptor protein tyrosine kinase activity; ATP binding. Gene Ontology annotation, biological process: protein autophosphorylation. NCBI's taxonomy places the organism in Eukaryota, Viridiplantae, Streptophyta, Magnoliopsida, Rosales, Rhamnaceae. Gene Ontology annotation, cellular component: plasma membrane; plasmodesma. The record is from RefSeq and is a predicted model, not a curated record. The transcript has a single exon.
UCCUAUCUGAAUCAUGUAAGCAAACUCUGUAGCUGCUGUAUCACUUAUCGGACCGAUGGGCAACUAUAUACGCAGUGGAAUUGCUGAUUAAAAGAUAAAGACAUGGGCAUAAAGUCGAUAAGACCACGUGGCAACUUUUGAUUGGUUCAGUUGGAUUAUUUUUCGAUGGUCUAGACAUCAAACGAACAAUGAUACCGUCCCAUUGGAUUCUCUACAAUAAUAGGUCUUUUUAGGGGUGGACAUCUUUUAUCUAACUUCCUGUUCUACCACUAGGAUCCCACACCUUUUUAUCUAAUGUUUAAUGUCAAAUGUACCCUGUAAUUUGUCCAAACGCUCAUUUCAGUUCUCUAGAAUUUUUAUUCUUUUUUAUUUUUAUUUUUUUAUUGAUGAGGAGAACGUUAAAUAUAACAGAACGAAUGGUUUAUCCAUUUUUUUUAACCCUUAAUUCUAUUUUUUUACGCUAAUUUAUCCAAUAAUAGUUAGUACCAAAUACCUAUCAUGUUUGCAAAGACAUGGAAAUUAAAUCAACGUUGACUUCAAAAUGGACGUACAAAGUAAGCAUAAUGCUUUAGACACGUAAGCAUUUUACCUUACAAUUAUUCUUUCUGCAGAAUUCCUAUUUUUAAUUAUCAAUAGGUUUUUCCAUCUAUUCAUCUUUUUGUUUAGUAACACGUGCAUCAGAAACUUUUAUCACAAAAACUCAAUGAAUACUAUGAUCCCCUUCUACUUCUGCCUGAUAUUUCACGAGGUUGCCCUCGCAGCCACCGAUGAUUCCAACCCUAGGGACAAAAUAACCCUUGCCUGUGGCUCAUCAGGAAGCGUCGAGGCCCUCGACCACCGAAUUUGGGAAGGAGAUAUCACCUCAAAAUUUCUUCCUGCACACGCAUCAAUCGCCUCUCUAGCCGACCAACCACCAGCACUUGAUGUCCCUUACAAGACGGCACGAAUCUUCUUCUCCGAAUCCACCUACUUAUUGCCGGUCACCUCCGGCCAAAAGUUUAUCAGGUUACAUUUCUAACCCGACAUAUACGGAAACUUUGACAGCUCCAAGGCCUUCUUCUCCGUCAAAGCAGCUAACUAUACCCUCCUAUCCAACUUUAGCGCUUUUCUUGCUGCUCGUGCUCUUAACAGAGAUGUAAUAGUGAAAGAAUUCUUGGUUAAUUUUGAAGAAGGCAAAGGCUCCUUAAACAUAACAUUCGCUCCACUUUCUUCAAAUUCGGACUCAUUUGCAUUUAUUAACGGAAUUGAAGUCGUUUCUAUGCCCACCAAUCUCUAUUACUCAGCUGAUCAAAGACAAGGCGCAAUAUAUGUGGAUCAGCCUGGCCAGCUGUAUACCAUCAGAAAUGACACCGCCAUGGAGAUGGUAUACCGUAUAAACAUAGGCGGAAAUUUUAUCUCUGCACCUCGCGACACUGGCAUGUUUCGGACUUGGGAAGUGGACGACAACUACUUAGAAGUAUGGGGAUAUAGUGUUGCACUUGUUGAUACCAAACAUAAAAUCAGCUAUGUAGUGAUCCCGGCUUAUACCGCACCAGAAGACAUCUACAGGACUGCCAGGUCUAUGGGGAAUGAAGAUAAAGAUUUAAUUAAGGCGUACAACCUCACCUGGGCAUUCCCUGUGGAUUCUGGGUUUCAAUAUCUUGUUAGAUUGCACUUUUGCUAGAUUCAACCUGAAGUUAACAAGACGGGCGAUCUGGUUUUCAAUAUUUUCAUAGCAAAUGAAACCGCCGAGGAAAGUGCAGAUGUACUCAAGCUGACUGAUGAAAAAUUUGAAGCAGUUUAUAAGGACUACGUCAUCUUCAUAGAUGAUAAAGGAGGCAAGGAGAAAGUAAACCUCUCUGUUGCUCUGCAGGGGAGCCUAGAGGAGUGGCGAACUAAUUACAAGGAUGCAUUAUUGAAUGGAGUAGAGAUCUUCAAAUUGAGCGAGUAUAGUGGCAAUCUCGUCGGUCCUAAUCCUGACCCUCGGAUAUCCCCACAUAUUGCACCACCCAGCCAGGUGCAAACGAGUGGGAAAAAUGACCGGAAAACAAUUAUAGGCAUCACCACUGGUGUAGUACUCGGCAUAUUUCUUUUGUCCGCGAUCGGAUUCUUGGUUUUCCGACGACGAAGAAAAGUCAAGAACUCUAGCUCAGUUGGCGGGACUACGAAGUGGGGACCUAUUUCGUUUUCAACGACUAAGUCCACCAAGACCCAGCGCUCAUCACUGCCAUCAGAUUUGUGUCGUUACUUCUCGUUGGCUGAGGUCAAAGUCGCCACCAACGACUUUGAUGACGUGUUCGUUAUUGGUCAUGGAGGUUUUGGUAACGUGUAUAAAGGGUACAUUGAGAAUGGGACCACAGCUGUUGCCAUCAAGCGGCUCAAACCGGAGUCAUCACAAGGGGCCCGCGAGUUCAAAACCGAGAUCGAGAUGCUUUCCCAACUCCGUCACCGCCAUCUCGUGUCCCUUAUUGGCUACUGCAAUGAUGGGCCGGAGAUGAUCCUAGUCUACGAACACAUGGCACGUGGGACACUCCGGGAGCACCUCUACAACAGCGACAAUCCUUCACUUUCCUGGAAACAACGUCUCCAGAUUUGUAUCGGAGCGGCGCAUGGGUUGCACUAUCUUCAUACGGGCGCGAAGCACACCAUCAUUCACCGCGAUGUGAAGACCACGAAUAUAUUAUUGAACGACAAAUGGGAGGCCAAGGUCUCAGAUUUUGGGUUGUCAAAAAUCAACAGCAUUUCCAAGUCCCACGUGACCACAGUGGUGAAGGGCAGUUUUGGGUAUUUGGACCCAGAGUACUACAAACGUCAGCAGUUGACUGAAAAGUCUGACGUGUUCUCCUUCGGGGUAGUGUUGUGCGAGGUACUGUGUGCGAGGCCCCCUAUCUUACGAUCGGUGGAGACGAGGCAAAUGAAUCUUGGACAGUGGAUGCGGUGCUGUUAUAGUGAGGAGAAGGUUUAUGAGAUCGUGGAUAAACAUCUGAGCGGUAAAAUUGCACCAGAAUGUUUGAGAAAAUACUGUGAGAUCGCAGUGACAUGUAUGGAUGAGAAUGGAAGCCAACGGCCAUCCAUGAACGAAGUGGCGUGGGGUCUCGAAUUUGCAUUGCAGCUGCAACUGAGCGCGGAGGAACAUUUAAGUCUAAAUGGGGAUCUUAGUGAGAUCAAGUUUGGGGAUGAGAUUCCAUUCAUAUAUUACAACAAACAUGGUGGGAAAUUCAUCAGUAGCAGCGGAUCAAACAAUGAGCAUAGUAGCGUGAGUGAAAACCACCAGUCUUAUAGAGGGACAUCUGGGAAUGUAUUUACCGAGAUCAAUGAUCUCCAAGGAAGAUGAGCUCCUCUAUUCAAAAAUAGUUUAUGAAUUGUGGUGUCCAAGAGACAUAUGUAAUAAGCCUUGGACAUAAUGCUUUUUCUAUUUGAUCAUGUUUUAUUUUUAGUGGAAUAUCUAUUCCAUAUUUAUAUUUGUUCUAAAAUCCACCGUACUUCAAAAAGGACUCCCUUCUUAUAUA